UCGGCACGAGCCCCGUGAAAAGCAUUCUGGGAUACAAUAUGUAAACAUCAGCCUCAAACCUGUCAGAGGGGAUUCCAAUGCAUUUUAUACAUAAUUACAUUUUAAACCGACUUAUUUUUUAUGAUUUAGCUAUUUAAUACAAACGGGGCACUCGACUUCGUGGUUUAUAUGGAUGUGACGAUGCUGUCAAGAAGCGACAGUACUUCUGUGCAAGUGUCAGAAUUCUAGCGGCUAAGUUAGUUAGCUCGCUGCUGGGUCACAUUCAUGCGCUUAUAGUUGUCUUACAUUUCACAUUUCAACGGAUUCAUCCAUUCUUUGUUACCGGCAGUCCAGACUCCUCUUCCUGCUGUGAAGGAUGGGUGUGAAAACCUUUACUCACAACUCCCCCAACCACAGCCAAGAGCUUUUGGAUAAGCUCAACACCCUACGCAGUGAGGGCCACUUUUGUGACGUCACCAUUCGCGUACAAGGCCAGAUGUUCUCUGCCCAUAAGGUAGUGCUAGCCUGCUGUAGUGACUUCCUUCGAACAAAGCUUUCUGGGAAGCCAGCUGAAGAAGACACUGUAAUAGUAAGUGAAGAUAACAAACAUGUGCUGGAUCUCCAACAUGUGACGGUCGCAGGUUUCGCUCCUCUUCUGGAAUAUGCGUACACGUCCACCCUAUCCAUUAGUACGGAGAAUAUCAUAGACGUACUGGCAGCUGCUAGCUACAUGCAGAUGUUUGCGGUGGCCAACACUUGCUCUGAGUUCAUGAAGUCCAGUAUCCUGUGGAACUCUGCAUCCUCAGGAGCAGGAGGUCCUGGUAGCACCCAACCUCCAGUUUUACACAGACCCCAAGAGACCCCUGAAGCCCAUGCGAGCUGCACCCUCGCCCCUGUAGAUGCCCUCUCGCCAUCUCCGGUCUCAUCCGAAUGCAGCGUACCGGAGCGGCCCAUUCCUGUGUGCCGCGAGUCUAGACGCAAGCGUAAAGGCUUUGCGAGCCCGCAACCAGCAUCCUCAACCUCUCCGCAAGUCCCCAACCCUUCUCCCUCCUCUUCCUCCUUCCCAGAGAGUUCAGCGCAGGCUCUGGAACCAUCUCUGGCCUUCUCCUGGACAUACCCUUUUGGUGUGGACCGGCGGUUUGCGGCAGAAAAGUCAAAACUACCGGAAGGCCUCCUGGAACAAUCUGGAGCACCGGGGCAGGACUCUAGUGGACGGGCAUUGGUGGAGUAUUUGACCUGCGAGGGCCCACGUGGCCUGGGCGUAGGGGGUGCUGCAGGGGUGGAGGAGGAGGAAGAAGAAGAUGUGCAGGUGAAGGUGGAAAGGCUGAGUGAUGAAGAAGUGCAUGAAGAAGUUUCUCAACCAGUCAGUGCUCCACACAGUUCUCUGAGUGACCAGCAGACAGUCCCUGGCAAUGAACACACCCAAGAAGAUCUUCUCAUCAGCCCUCAGUCCUCAUCCAUUGGCUCCUUGGAUGAGGGGGUGACGGAGGGUCUCCAGUCCAUGCAGGGCACUCCAAACACUACUGGUCACAUGGAGGAGGAUGAGAGGCUGGAGAAUGUCCAGUACCCAUACCACCUGUACAUUAGCCCGUCCACUCGCCCAGGACUCAACGGUCCUGAACGGCCUUUCCAGUGCCCUACAUGUGGCGUCCGCUUCACUCGAAUACAGAAUCUCAAGCAGCACAUGCUCAUCCACUCUGGUGAGCACCUCUGCUAUUACUGGACUCCACAUUGA
Molecule: messenger RNA, 1714 nt
Organism: Carassius gibelio (silver crucian carp)
Lineage: Eukaryota; Metazoa; Chordata; Actinopteri; Cypriniformes; Cyprinidae
Product: zinc finger and BTB domain-containing protein 44-like
Exons: 4
Coding region: 356-1714 (452 amino acids)
Biological process (GO): positive regulation of gene expression; regulation of transcription by RNA polymerase II
Molecular function (GO): DNA-binding transcription factor activity, RNA polymerase II-specific; RNA polymerase II cis-regulatory region sequence-specific DNA binding; protein binding
Source: RefSeq, a predicted model, not a curated record